AAUUAGCGUAGCUUGAGGUAUUGCUAGAGCGAGCGGCCGCGAGGGAGUGUACAACGCCAUUUUCUCGAUUCGCGGGUGAAGUCGGUACACGGGUGCGUGAAUCAUUCGCUGACGUUUUUCCACGUUUCUGUUUGACGACGUUGGAAUCAGGGGCUGUCCGCGGGCCCUAACGCGUUCAUCGGUGUUAUGCGUGGACACGCGGGCAGCUGUGCGGUGGAUAUGGUGAGUUCAGAGAGAUCGAAGCGCUCCCGGGAGACGUGACGUCUUGUCAGUUGGCCUUUUCCCAUUCCCCCUUCUCGGUGAACUCCCGCAGGGAUGGCUCGUGCAGAGUUGUCGUUCAUGAUAACGUAACAGAGACCGGACGACCGACAACCGACCGUUACGUAUCGAACUUGUCUUCGCAACGCGUCGCGCACGAUUCACGUGGAAUUAAAACGGUUCCCUGAGACACCGGGAAUCCUCGAACGUUUCGUUCGGGCCAAUGGGCGGAGGUUUAGGGCGGCACAUGGCUGUUGGGGCGCCGGUUCUGCAGGGGGUGGUUUUCCCAACGGCUAGCUCGCACUGAUUGGAAAUUUUCUCCGUUUUCCACGGUCGUCGUAGUACCCGUAUACGUAUCCCUUGAUCGGAAUCGUGUGCAAUUGCGGCCGGUCACGGUUCGAGUAACAAGUUUCCAGUGACAGUGGCAAGAGAAGUACUCCGUUAUAUGUCUCGAUCUCCUCGCCGAGGUAGAGAGAAGCUGCCGGAGUAUUCGGUCUUUCGCGGAACACGCGUGUGUUAAACGAAUCUUGUAGUUUGUGCACGUUGAACGAUCGGACGAAGGGACGUCUUGUGUGAUCGCCGACGAAAUCCUCCGGGAAGAACCGCGAUCUUUGUGCUGUGAAGCGAGGCUGACGAGUAACGUCUCAAAAGAGUGGUAAGUGAUAAUAUCUACCCAAGAAAUCUAGGAAACUUCGAAUCAGAAGAUGCCGCUCCCGAAGCGCUUGGUAGAACCGGUGCUAGUCGCACGCGGUACCAUACCCGACAACUUUCCGCUACCAUCGGAAUUAGAGGCUGUAACCAAUGGCACCUUGGCCAAUACCAUUAGGCAACUGUCCAGUCUCUCCAGGCACGCUGAAGAUUUGUUCGGUGAGCUUGCGAGGGAGGCUCAUGGAUUAAGCGAUAGAGCUAACUCGUUGCAAGCUAGAAUAGACCGGCUAGCUGUAAAGGUUACUCAAUUGGACAGCAACGUGGAAGAAGUGUCUCUACAAGACAUACAUAUGAGGAAGGCGUUCAAGAGCUCCGUGGUAUUCGACCAGCAAGUUGUCUCGAGAGACACGAUGCCUACGGCGAUGUUGGAGACCUACCAUCAAUGUGACACACCGCCACCUCUUGAUAAACUUAAUGUUUACAGGGAGGAUGGCAAAGACGGUCUGAAGUUCUACACGGAUCCAAACUACUUCUUCGACUUGUGGAGUCAGGAAAUGCUCAAGGACACCGAAAAGAAACUGCACGAUCGGGGAAAAAAGACCGAGUCUGAAUAUGCCGAACCGUUCAGAGAGCCGCAUAGGCCUCGGAACGAGGGUGGCGGCGGAGGUGGCGGCAGACAUAAGAAGCGUAUAAGGCAACCGCAUAAUACGAGAGAAAGGCAAAGACAGUUGGCUGUCGGACAUGGGGAGUACAUUAUGCCAACGCAAGGUGUACAGUACAGGACACCCCAUAAUAUACCCGACGAAUCGUUGCUGGGGAUGGUGAUGACUGAACAGCGGCCGCCCAGGCCUAACAGCAUCGAGCUGAGACGAAGUUAUCCGCCCGAAGAGCAACAUCUCUACAGUCCUCCAUCUUCCGAUCACUAUAGGGCAGCGAAUUACGUCUCUCAGGGUUAUGAAGACAACCUGUACGGUUCACAUUACGCUCCUGGACAAGGGCAAGCGGGAAGCGAGACGUAUCAAAGUCCUAGUAGUCAAAGCACGCCAAGUAGAAGUGGUAGAUCGCGGCCUUCGCAACCACCACCGGCACCACCAAGCAAUACUUCUAGCAAUUCAACCCCUACAGUAGCCUCUGCUAAUAAUACGCCAACGCGGGGAAGGUCAAUGAGUACCAGUAGGGAUACUUUGCCUCCACCACCUCCACCACCUGGUGAAACUAUAUCUCCACCACCUAUGAAUGGCUCUAUACCGUCGCAUCUUUUGAACAGGAAUGGAAGUCGCUCGAACAGUCCAUUACCCAGUCACCACUCCACGCCCACCCCGCCAAAUCAUUCAACGCAAAUCGGAACGGAUGAAACGGAUCCAGCGGCGCCACAAGAUUUGCCGCCACCGCCCCCGACUCCAGAUCCCGCACCACCCAGACCUAUCUCUCCACCCUGUAAUAUCCCACCCCCGCCUCCACCGCCACCACCGCCACCAGUUACUAAUGGACCGUCGCCACCGGUACCCCUAACCAACGGCGAUAUUGCUAAAAUGAUAGCGACCAAUCCGCCGAAGUUGAAACCCGUGAAGAAUAUAGUGGAUGGGCAAUUGAGGAAGCCCGUUAAUCCGAACAUCCCCCUUGUCGAUCCACGAAAUGAUCUACUUAAAGCAAUUAGAGACGGGAUAAAAUUGCGCAAGGUAGAGAAAAUCGAGCAAAAGGAAGUGGAACGCGUAAAUGCGUUAAACGACGUUGCAUCCAUAUUGGCAAGACGCGUUGCCGUUGAGUUCAGCGAUAGCGAUUCGGCGUCAGAGAGCGAGUGUGACAGUGAAGGAUGGGGUGAACAAGAAACGAAUCUUGCGUGACCAACUACGCUGUCAUCCACCGCCACUGCCAGUUAAAACAAACGGCUGACGAGUUUUUCUUUUCUUCUUUUCCUUUCCCAUUCCCAUUCGCUCAUUUCCAACUCAAGGCUCGCAACUUCGCAGGCUCAAUUUGAUAGUAUGUACGUAACUGAAGAAGUACGAAGAACUAUUUAGAAUGUCUUGGGCGGUUUUAGGAAUCCGUCAGCCAGGAAUACUUUUAUUUAUUGCAGUCGUUAAGAUCUAAUUGAAAAAAGAUGCUAUUCAGAAGUGUAAUGGUAGGUUUAUAAUAAGAAAAAGGAACGUCUAUGAAAGUAGCAGGCGGUUCUUGGAAAUUUAUAACUCUUUUAAGAAACAUACGCGUAUAUAAUUUUCCUUUGCGACAUACACUUUUAAUUUGUGUUUCUGUUACAAAUAAAAUUAUACAAACUUAUGGAAUAGAUGUAACUACAUGUCUUUCCGAUUCUCAAAGUUCUAAGCGAAAUUCAACGAAGGUAAAAAGGAUAAUAGAGUAGUAGAGGACACACGAUCUAGAAGAAGGUACGCACAUUAAAAGAUUGCGUCGAUUUCCUACCAUUGCUCGAUGUCGGUUGUAGCGGAAGUGUUUCCUAAUCGGCACAUUCCAUGCUAAUGCUAAUACCAUGUAACGGAACGAACCUGACUCCCUGGUUUGGACACUUGAUCAUUUACCUACUGGUCAUAUAUAUACAUGGGGACGACUAUCUGGUUUGAAUUUAUUGUUUUCAUUAAACUGACUUUACUGAUUACGUUUCUACAUUUUUCGAAGCAGUUAAAGUACUUCUAAGUAUUCGAUAAAAGUAAUUCAAUGGCCAAGAAUUGCCCGGAUACCAUAUAUUAGAUUUGAUAUUUUGAUUAAUCUUUAACACGUAAUUAAAGUUUGGGAUUAUCCCAUCUCUUCUUCAGAAAUGUAUUUGUGUAGGGGUCUUCUUAUUUAUUUCAACUAAAUUUGUCCUGUUGCAUAUUGUGAAUAACAUAUAAAGAAAAUUGGAAUUAAUAAAACAUUUAUUUUGUAAAUUGCAGUUGUUUUAAGGAAAUUCUUCAGACAUUUUUAAUAUAUAUAGAACUUAACAGAUUAAUGCAAUUUCAUAUAUUCUUAAGGCAGUUAAAUCAGAUAAUAACUAUUAUUCUCGUAUAUUUAUUCUGUACACUUAAGAAGCUUUGACAAGUGUAACUUGAUUCAUAGAAAUAAUGUAUAUAAAUACAGUUACAACAUUCUCAAUAUUCAUGAACAAAGUAUCAAAGAUUGAAAAAGUAUUGUCGUCCACGCUCAUCAUAUGGCCGGUAGUAUAACCAUUAGAUUGUUGCAUAUGAAACGUAGUUUUCAUAACUAAAGCUUUAUAAGUUUGUUUUCUGUUUAAUUAUAUUUACAUCAUCAGAACAAAUUCUAUCUAGUUUUUAACAAUUGUAAUUACAUUGAAAAUAAAUUUAUUUAAAAAUUAAAUACAUCAAGAAAAUAAAAGUAUAUUAUAAGAUAUUCAAGAUUAGAAAUGAGAUGUAGCAAAUAUGAGUAUUUCAAUCGACUAACAAUAUUGUUAAGUGUGAUGCAUGAAAUUUCAUUGAUUGCAUUAAUAAGCAAUUCACUUUUUUACAAGUAUAUUUUUGUUAAGUUUGAAACUUAUUUGAUGAGUUUCUGUUUUGUCUUUAGUGUAAUAUGUAGCAAAGAAUAAUUAAAUAUCAUUUAUUUUAAUAUUCUCAAAUCGCUUAAUUUUGAAUAUAAAGAAACGACAUUUUAUAUGCAUCGAUCUAACACUUGAUUAUAAAUGAAUGCUCUGUGUAUAUAUAUUUAUAUAUAUAUAUUCACCCUGUACGUGAAAGUGCGUACGGGGAACUAAGUCAAAUCGCAGAGCUAAUAUUUUUUUGUUCCCCUUUUCGUGUAUAAGUUUUGUAUAAUACUUGUACCUUAAAAGUUUUCAUAUGCUUACUCGGUUAGGUAGAUACAACGAGUAUAACGAGAGGUGUUUAUUCCGGUCUUUUCUAGGUUUCCAAGUGAUCUUCCAUUGUCACGGACAAUGCGUGAAGAACCAAGGUUCUUACCAGCGAAGUGUCGUAAACCAAAAUACUCCGUUUACUAUAAGUAAGGACUAUGUAAUUACUGAAUGAGUGAGGGGACUCAUAUUUUUUAGCGUUUAGUGAAGGAAACUUAAUGAUAACGACUUAUACUACUGUUAUGGUGAGGAUUACAGUUGCCAAUUUUAAGCAGAAAGGAUAUGAUUGUGAUUUAUUUUGCAUCGAUGUUGGUGAGGUACAGUGAAUAUUGAUAAGAUAUAUCUAUAUAUAUACUUUCUAUAUAUAAAUGUAUGUGUAUGUACAAGAUGGGGAAAAUAAUAUCGUAAGAAAAUAAGUCAAAAGCACAGAAUUGAAUCUUGAUAUCUGAUCAUUUACAGCUGUUCCUUUUAUUGUGAAUAUUGUUAAAAAUAUGAACCUUCUUGUUACAAACAAUAGACAAUAGUAAGUUUUCAUCAUAUUGAAGUUCUUUUCAUUUUAACAGGAAGUGAAUUUUAACGUAAUAAAGUUGAUAGAGAACAGUUACAUUUUUAGUAACUAUGAACUCUGUCAAAUAUAAAAAGAAAUGAAGAAAAUGAAGUAAAAAGCAUUUGUUGAAAUUUCAAAUAAAAUUUCCUUUAACUAUGUAAAAAAAUUCAUGUGUUUUGACUAAUUUUUUUUUAAGAGUCAGUCCUAUGUACAACCCACCCUGUAUAUAUACACUUACAUUCACGGAGAUUUUGAGGGACUUCUUUAAAACUUUUGUGAAUGCACUAGUGCAAAACUGACAGACAGAGGCAUAAUAGUAAUGAUGAUGCUUUGCAUUUUUCAAAAGAGUACAUUUAAAUAUUGUGGUUCAUAAGUGAAUGAGUAUUGCAAUUUGCAACUUCCUUUGGUCCAAAGACGUAUAAAUUGUCUCUUUACAUCUUUUAUAACAUUUUCAUUUAAAUGGUCCUUAUGAAUAAGUAAGCUAUAUUACUAUUAACAUUCAUAAUUACUUCCAGCUUUUCAACAAGAUUGUCUAUUCUUACAUUGUAAUAGUAUUGCUGAAUCUAUAACCAAUCUUUACAAUUGUUUAAACCAAAGUAAUAUAUAUCCAACUUAUAUACAUACAAUAAUACCAGUCAUUAUAACACUAGAUGGUUACUUUCUUAACUUUUGCUCUAUGAGUCUACCUCAUUUUGUGUUGAUUCAAACACUAAUGGAAAUUGCUCUUCUAUGCACUCCAAUGGUUUAUUAUUAAAUCCACGAUUGUACAGAUCAAACACUUCUAUGCCAUUAUUACGAUAACGAUAAGGAUCUGAAUAUACCUAUACAAUAUUCUAUUUGCAAUGUUCUAUCAGAGUACCAAUGAUAGAAAACAAUUUCUAUCGCUAAAUCUUCCUGCUUCAAAGAGUCCCGUAACUAUCAACACGUCGAGAUUUAUGACUCGAACAAAGGAACUAGUUAACAAGUCUACUCCUUAUUGUUCCACAAUAUCUAAACGCUACUUAUAGAGAUGCUAAUAAAUGUUUUGCAGAAGUUUCUCAAAUACUCUGUAUGAGUAUGUAUUGAUCGUUAAGAUUAUUGUAUAAUCUUAUGUGUUCGAGUGGCAAGGAAUGUUAAGGAAAUCUAUUUCUCCCUUCUCGUUUCUGAAUAUUAGUACGUCAAAAGAAGAGAAGUAUCUUGGUCGUUUCAAAGUGUGGUUACACCAACUGCUCUCUAGUUGGCUGGUCAGAUUAGCAUUAUUUCUUUUAAAUACGAGAUGUUCGAUUGAUUCGAACCGCGCGAAUGGUAAUUUAUAUUUAAUAAUUCAUUUUCACCGGUGCUCGUGCCGGCGUUUUAUCUUGUAUAAAAUGAAGUGUACGAAGGCGAAGGAUAGCGGUAUCAAUCCGCGUUCGAAGCGUACGAUUUAUCGGCAACGACACACAUGUACAUGUACAAUGAUUUUAAGAUAAUAGUCAGAACGCUAUUAAUAAUACUGUAAUAUGUACUAUGAAUAAUUGAUCAGUCUCGUCUGUACUAUGUUUAUACAUAUACGUAUAAUAUAAUUCGAAGUAUGAAUUCGUUAAGUUAUAAGGAUUCGAGUGGUAGGAAGAGUACAUCUCUAGCUAACUUCGCCAACUACGACACAGUAUUUAUUCAAGGAUUUUGUAAACGUGACGAAACGGGGUAAGCGUUUCGAUUGAAAAAAAAGCUUAAAUAUCAUGCAAGGUUGUAUGAAUGUAUAUUACUCGGCGACCCGUGCUUAUAUGCAGUGAGCUAUCACUCGCUAAAUUAUUGCGAAGCUGUUGUACCUAACCAAGAACGGUUAUUCCAAAGCUUAAUUGAGUAAAAGCGUUUUUGCGACGCCGCCGUCGCCGGAAACGAGGUCAAACGAUCGAGAUCCAACCGUUUCCGGUAUCUACUACGAACCUCGUACUCGCUCAGCAAGUCUUUGAAUUUUCACUGGUGCAAAAGUAAACGUAGGUCUCUUUUUGCCCGGUACCGAUAACGAAUAGAUAAUUCUGUUCUCCCACUAACAAUAAUAAGAGGAACGCUUAGCUCGCGUGAAACUGGACUCCAUUACGUUCACAGCGAUAUUUUGAUUCGUGUACCGUAAUACAAUAUAUCGGACAAAGACGCAAGCGCAAUAGCCCUACCGAUGAUUACAAAUGUACGACGGUAUUAUUAAUAAUAAUAAAAUUUGUAGCAAAUCUGUACAGAGCCAAAUAAAUCAAAAACUU
Nomia melanderi (Alkali bee) is the source of this 7456-nucleotide messenger RNA. It is a transcript of the gene SCAR, whose product is annotated as wiskott-Aldrich syndrome protein family member 3 SCAR. Gene Ontology annotation, molecular function: protein kinase A regulatory subunit binding; Arp2/3 complex binding; actin binding. Gene Ontology annotation, cellular component: cytoskeleton; SCAR complex. The record is from RefSeq and is a predicted model, not a curated record. Lineage: Eukaryota; Metazoa; Arthropoda; Insecta; Hymenoptera; Halictidae. Gene Ontology annotation, biological process: positive regulation of Arp2/3 complex-mediated actin nucleation; actin cytoskeleton organization.